GCUCCAUAUAUAGCGGCACGGCGCAGCCAACCAGCCCCAGCACUCCUCGCCGCCGCCGCGCCGGGCAGCAGCAGCAGCAGGAGGAGCAGCAGGAGCAGCAGUAGCAGCCGCCGCCAGCAGCCGCCGCUCGUGGUCGCGCAGUUCGUGCCGCCGCCGCGCCAUGGCUGAUCAGCUGACUGAAGAACAGAUUGCUGAGUUCAAGGAAGCCUUUUCCCUAUUUGACAAGGAUGGUGAUGGUACUAUCACAACAAAAGAACUGGGAACUGUCAUGAGGUCGUUGGGUCAAAAUCCAACAGAAGCAGAAUUGCAGGAUAUGAUCAACGAGGUAGAUGCUGAUGGCAAUGGCACUAUCGACUUUCCUGAAUUCUUAACCAUGAUGGCCAGAAAAAUGAAGGACACAGACAGCGAGGAAGAAAUCCGUGAGGCAUUCCGAGUCUUUGACAAGGAUGGCAAUGGUUAUAUCAGUGCGGCAGAGCUACGUCAUGUUAUGACAAACUUAGGAGAAAAGCUAACAGAUGAAGAAGUAGACGAAAUGAUCAGAGAAGCAGACAUUGAUGGGGAUGGGCAAGUCAACUAUGAAGAAUUCGUACAGAUGAUGACUGCAAAGUGAAGAGACCUCCUUUACACCUUUUUUCCUCUAGAAGAAUCAAAUUGAAUCUUUUACUUACCUCUUGCAAAAAAAAAUGUUCAUUUAUUCAUUCUGUUUCUGUAUAGCAAAACUGAAUGUCAAAAUACCUUCUGUCCACAAACUGCAUGUAAUGGUUGGUGGUCCUGUCCCCAAAAGAUCAAGUUAAACAUCAGUUUUACAAUAUAAAUAAUUGUACUACCUUGAAAAUAAAAAAAAGGAAGCACUUAGUGAACUCAAAAGUUCCAUUUGCUAAUGACUAUUACACUGUUUGGGCUGGCCAGUUUUUCAUGCAUGCAGCUUGACAAUUGAGCACAGUCAGACAUUUGUAUAAAAAGGAAAAAAACAACCUAAAAGAUCCACUCUUUUGUUCAACGGUGGAUUCUAGAUCAAUUUGUAGUAUAAAUUGUCAUAGCUGGUUUACUUUAAAAUUGGUUUAUACCUCAGGAUGGUAUGCAGCAAAAAUGGUUGAAGGAUGCAAAACUUAGAGAUAAUGCCCUAAAGGUUGAAUGGUUCUCCUGUACGUAGCAGCGUGCUCCAAAAAAUAUGAUGAUCUUAACUAUGGAUGGCAUGUCUGUGUUAAAAUAUUGGUUUAACAUUGUCUGCAUUGCACUAUAGUGAAACGGGUGUCGGGCUGUUACCGUUCACAAAAUUUUUAAAAGAAACCUUCACCAAGGGAGCAUCUUUGGACUCUCAUAUUUUUAAAACCUUCUGUACCAUGACUUGGAGCUGGCGGAGUAGCCUGUGGACUUCAGCACAACUAUCAACAUUGCUGUUCAAGACAUUACAAUUUAUGUCCAUUCCAAGUUGUAAAUGCUAGUCUUUUUUCCAAUAAAAGACCAUUAACUUAAAGGUGGUGUUAAAUGCUUUGUAAAGCUAAAAUAUAUAUAUAAUUGAGAUAAUAAACCAAAAAAGCAGUAGGAGGGAAGCGUUUCUAUGAAUGACUUGCUGCUAAAUUAUAAUGCAUAUGUAUGCAAUAAGUUAUCCCCUAUCUUUUCGAGAUGGCAAGAACUGACCUCCUGUAACCCAAGACCUUUGCUAUAAAUAAAUGAACUUGUGCUUGCCUUUCA
This is a messenger RNA of Cygnus olor (mute swan), 1695 nucleotides long. RefSeq names its product calmodulin 1 (gene CALM1). NCBI's taxonomy places the organism in Eukaryota, Metazoa, Chordata, Aves, Anseriformes, Anatidae. The transcript is spliced from 6 exons. The record is from RefSeq and is a predicted model, not a curated record. The coding region runs from base 161 to 610 and encodes 149 amino acids. Gene Ontology annotation, molecular function: calcium ion binding.